This is a messenger RNA of Coffea arabica (coffee), 507 nucleotides long. The record is from RefSeq and is a predicted model, not a curated record. NCBI's taxonomy places the organism in Eukaryota, Viridiplantae, Streptophyta, Magnoliopsida, Gentianales, Rubiaceae.
AUGGAGGUUUGGGCAUUUAUCCACGAGAAAGCCUUCAAGACAUUAAGGGAGGAAGAAGUUGAGUAUUACUCAUGGGACCUUCUUCUUGUUAAAUCCAUAAGCCUUUCAGCAAAUAAUUUAGUUGGCGAGAUCCCUGAUGAGAUAAUGGAGCUGGUUCAAGUACAAGUUUUGAAUCUUUCACAGAAUCAUUUGACUGGAAGGAUCCCCAAGAAGAUUGGGCCAAUACCAUUAGGAAAUCAACUUCAGACCUUGACUGAUCCAUCCAUCUAUGAAGGAAACAGUGGACUCUGUGGCAAACCACUCCCAAACAACUGCUGGGAACACAAAUUGCUUACCAAAAAUGGGCCUAUUGAUGAGGAUGAAGGCCACAGUGAAUCUGAUUGGUCUUGGUUUUAUGCUGGAAUAGGACCGGGUUUUUGCUGUCGGGCUCUUGGGAGUUUUGGGAAUCCUUCUCUUCAAGAAGUCAUGGCACCAUGCAUACUUCAAGUUUAUAGAAAGUGCCUGUGA